AUGACCUUGGGUCUGCCAAUGACAGCUCUCGCGUGCACUGGUUGGAUGGGUCAGGUGUGGACGUCCUGCGCGCAUGCAGGCACUCGCCGCGUGCUCAUUGGCUCCUGCAUGUCAGUCACACCGCGUGCGUGCGCACACACCAACGCUGUUCGUGUGCCCCCUCUCGCAGUACUUAUCGCAUACGCACAGUCCUCUCUCUCCUCCCCUACCUCCUUCUCCAUCGAGACCUCCUCUCGCAUGUGCAUUCUCAUUUGCUCCCCCCUUUAG
This is a messenger RNA of Mesocestoides corti, 267 nucleotides long. The record is from the annotation of a GenBank genome assembly. NCBI's taxonomy places the organism in Eukaryota, Metazoa, Platyhelminthes, Cestoda, Cyclophyllidea, Mesocestoididae.